AAUUUUACUAAAUUUAUGCUAAAAUUCAGACAAAGAAAAAAACAAACAAAUCUCUCGCAAACUGAACACAACUUGCACAAAUGAAAGGCGUUGUGAAGCUUGCAAUAUGCUUGGGCUUGGCUCUGAUAGCUUGGCUACUGUUUCACUAUGACCAGCUUUUCACAGAACAAAAAUCGAACAACAAUCCCAACAUGGAUAUGAAGGAUAACAACACGUUGGAAGCGGAACUGCAGGAUGCACUUUCGGAGAGCUGCAAGAACAGCUCCAUCGAUGUUUAUUUGCACUUCUUCUGGAUAUUUGCGUGCAUCUAUGCGUUGGCCAAGUUGACGGAACUAUCGGAGCGUUAUGUGAACGCCAAGAUUGCGUCCAAGGAGCGCAGCUCCGAGUUGCAUGGCAUCAACGACGAGUGGGAGAAGACACUGAAGCUGUAUGAGCAGGAUAAAAUCGAAUUGGACUCACAGUUGCAGUCGCUGCGCGAAAGGAAUUGUGGUUUGGAGGCAUCGAUGCGAGAUUUACGCGAUUGCAAUUUACAGUUGAUCAGUGAGAAUUAUAUGCGCACUGUGCUCCAGGAUCAACAGAUUCAGGGCUUGGCUCAACGCGUCCAGGAUCAACAAUCGGCAUCAGCAUCGAAUAUCUAUAUCACCAAUCGACACAUCCAUUUGACGCGACAGGUCUUUCUCAACGAGGGACACUCCGAUCUCGAUCUCGAUCUCGAUGCGAAUCUUGGCGAUCGGAAUCUGAAUUCUUUGAAUGUUUGGGUGCAAUAUUUGAAGAUGCGUAAGUGUUAUAUGGGCAAAUUGGCUGAUCCCAAAUUGGUGCUUAAUGGUCAGCCGGAGCGAAUAUUGCCAAUUGUCAUGACUACCGAACAGAUGGCUAGAUUACAGGGCAUGUUCUAAUUGAUUUAAUUUACGACUGUUUCGUUCCAUUAUUAAAGAAAAUAAGGCAGCGAGACAGAGACAGGACUAAAGAGCGAAAGAGAGAGCAAGCGAGCGAGUUAGAUAGAUAGAGUUUAAGAAAAUGUACCAAAAAAAAAAGUUAAAUUUGAUUUUUAAAUUUUACGAGAAGACAUAAUUUAAAUAUACUUUGGAUAAGCAACUCAAAAUUGGCGAAGAUUAAAAGCUGCAACAAACACAGAGUAUUUAAAUGAUAUAUUCACCAUAUAUUUCGAUAUUAUAACAUAUAGCUUGUGUAUGUGAUCAACAAAGAAAAUAAUAUCAAUAAACGUAAUUGAAUCUUGC
Molecule: messenger RNA, 1238 nt
Organism: Drosophila grimshawi
Lineage: Eukaryota; Metazoa; Arthropoda; Insecta; Diptera; Drosophilidae
Exons: 3
Coding region: 81-896 (271 amino acids)
Source: RefSeq, a predicted model, not a curated record